ACGUUGCUCGAGAGUGGAAAACAUUACUGGACUGAAAAAUCGUUUUUAACCCGUGAAAAGCGUCCCGGACCGGGACAAAAACAUCCACCAUGGAAGGUUCGGGUGAUAUGCUGACGAUCAACAACUUCUUCGAAAACGACAUGCUGGAUGGAAGCAGUGGUUUAGAAUUCCCCGAUUUAGAUUUCAUUUACGCGGAUGCCGACUCACAUGCGAACGAGAUUGCGGAGCUGUACAGCUACACCGAGCAGGCCGAAUUCCAGCACAAUGUGAAGGCAUUUGAAGAUCAGAUGGAAUACUACAAACUGCCGCCAAGUUGGCAGAAGCUGUCGGAAACGGAACAGCAGGGCAUAAUUCUCAAGCUGCUGAACCAGUUGGACAUGUCCAAGAAGAGUCUAAGGAUGAAGGCCGCUCGUUGUAUUCUGUACCUUGCGCAGGGAUGCUGGGCGGAAGUGCAGUGCGAUCAAGAGCAGCAGGUUAUAGCACGAAAGAACGUCAUGCUGCUGUACGAUGCGGGUGUUUUCGGAGCAUUUGUCGAACUGCUGAAUUUGGAAAUUGACAAUUCGUCGACCGCUAGCAUUGCCAUCCGGAAGGUUGCUGUCUCGUUGGCGGAUUCGGUAGAUUUGAGAGUAAUUCUGUCGGUGUUGUAUAUUAUUACCGAAGUCAUGCGAGCAGAUAUAGAAACCGGUAAUGAGGAAUACGCUCACCUAGUGGCCAACUUUACCAAUGAGAUCACGCAUCCCAUUGGAGAUGAGCUACUCUCGGUGAAACUGCUCGGCAUGAUCACAAAGUUUUGCAGCGGUUUGGCACCGCACUUUCCAAUGAAGAAAGUUCUAUUGCUUCUCUGGAAGGUGUCCCUUGUUUCACUGGGUGGAAUGGAAACAUUAAAAGAAUUGAAAGACAAAUACCGCGCAGAAGCCGGUCUCCCCCAGAACAAGGAGGACACCCUCGAAAUCUCCAAGAUCAUGCGUGCCAGCUCGCCACCGAUAACGGCACCCUCGAACGAGGACAAUCAAAAUCCCAAGCGGAGCAAGCCGUUGCGAAGAGUAUGUACGAACACUACUAGUCAGUUGCAAGAGAGUCUCAUCAAACAAAGUUCCCUCGAUGAGCAAGAGCAACUUGGUCUGGAAAUGGAAACACCCUCGACCGAGAACGAGGAAGAGCUGUCGGAGUACUUCCGACAGUACGAGGAUCCGGUUAAUGGUGCCAAUGCGCCCAACCCUGAUGCUCCCGGUGCUGAAGAUGAAACUACGCCGCCUGCGGAAAGUAAUGACGCCCCGGAGCAACUGACCAAUAAACUACCAUGGGCGCCGAAAAUUCGGCGAAAAGAUAUCGAAAUCUUUCUGAACACGUCCCGGAGCAAAUUUAUAGGGUACAUACUGAAGGAUGACCACAAUACGUUGGCUGGACUGCCGCAACCCAUCAAGGAGGGAUUUUUUACACUGAAGAAGCACAUGUACGUCAGUCUUGCGGAUGUACAAAUCAAAAAAGAGGAAGAAAUAACCCGUAAUCCGAUUUCCACCUCGGAAGGCGAAAUCCCGCAAACGCCAACCGAAAUACUAUACCAAGCAAUACUCCCGAAUCUUCCACAGUACAUGAUUUCGUUGCUCAAGAUACUGCUAGCAGCGGCACCGACUUCGAAGUCCAAAACCGAAAGUAUCAACAUCAUGGCCGAUGUACUGCCGGAGGAUAUGCCAAUGACCGUAACCCAAUCCACCAAGCUGGGCAUCGACGUCAGUCGACACAAGGAGAUCACCGUCAAAGCCGUUUCCGCCAUACUGCUACUCUAUUUGAAGCAUUUCAAGAUCAAUCACAUUUACCAGUUCGAAUUUAUGUCUCAACACUUGGUAUUUGCCAACUGCAUACCCCUGGUGUUGAAAUUCUUCAACCAGAACAUCAUGAGCUACGUUGGUUCCAAGAACGUUAUUCCCAUCAUGGACUUCCCAUCGUGCGUGAUCGGCGAACAACCGGAGCUUACCUCGGAAUCGUUAAUCAUCGGAGAUUCCGCUCCGUAUUCUUGGCGUAACGUAUUCUCCUGCAUCAAUCUACUGCGCAUUUUAAACAAGCUAACCAAGUGGAAGCACUCCCGCAUUAUGAUGCUGGUGGUAUUCAAGUCAUCGCCGAUCCUCAAACGAACGCUCAAGGUUCGUCAUGCUCUGAUGCAGCUGUACGUCCUAAAGCUGCUCAAAAUGCAAACCAAAUAUCUGGGACGGCAGUGGCGCAAGUCUAAUAUGAAAACCAUCAGCGCAAUAUACGCCAAAGUGAGACACCGGUUGAACGACGAUUGGGCGUUCGGAAACGACCUGGAUGCCCGACCGUGGGAUUUCCAAGCGGAGGAAUGUGCUCUGAGGAAUUGCGUAGAUCGGUUCAACAAUCGGCGUUAUCUGCAGAUGAACGCUCCCGAUCUAAUUGCGAGAGAAUUCGAUGAUCCCAUUGAGGGCGAUAUGGUCAAUGGGGGUAAUAAUGGAACUAACGGGACAAACGGACGAAAACCGGAAGAGAUUGAGCUGAGCGAGGAGUUCAAGCAAAAUUACGAACUGUGGCUGCAGCAAGAGGUGUACAAUAACAAUAUAGAUUGGGACUUGUUGCUGUCGAGUGAGGAUUUAUCGUAGGUUUGUAUGUUCUUUAAUUUAUGUUUUGCGAGCAAAAUUUAUACGUGUAUGAAGUUAUAUUUAUGACACAACAUUAAUUAUAAAGUGACAACCGAAUAAAGCUGAGCCGGUACAUUAAUAAACGAACUU
Messenger RNA from Ochlerotatus camptorhynchus, 2738 nucleotides. It is a transcript of the gene Strip, whose product is annotated as striatin interacting protein. The transcript has 10 exons. Gene Ontology annotation, biological process: cytoskeleton organization. The record is from RefSeq and is a predicted model, not a curated record. Bases 90 to 2609 code for a protein of 839 amino acids. Lineage: Eukaryota; Metazoa; Arthropoda; Insecta; Diptera; Culicidae. Gene Ontology annotation, cellular component: cytosol.